Molecule: messenger RNA, 1909 nt
Organism: Hypomesus transpacificus
Lineage: Eukaryota; Metazoa; Chordata; Actinopteri; Osmeriformes; Osmeridae
Product: forkhead box protein N2
Exons: 5
Coding region: 203-1360 (385 amino acids)
Biological process (GO): regulation of DNA-templated transcription
Cellular component (GO): nucleus
Molecular function (GO): DNA-binding transcription factor activity; cis-regulatory region sequence-specific DNA binding
Source: RefSeq, a predicted model, not a curated record
GCUGGUCGGGGUUAGAACUCGGAACAGCCAGGAAUUCGAUUCCCACUCCUUUGCAUGAAUAAUAGACUAUCUUUUUACUUCUGAAAAUAUAUUUCAUUUUAUGUGCUUAGUUUUAUAGUUCUAAGGUCGCUGGCAAAUAUAUUAGUAAUUUGAUCGAACAACAAUUGCUUUACUGUACUGGGAACCUACUUCUGGGAUAGAGAUGGAGAUUGAAUCCCAUACAGUGCAAACCUCUUUACCCUCUCUCCCCACUCUCUGUCAGUCCCUGCCUUAUACUUCCUCUCCUCUUCGAGCCUCUUCAGAUGUCCAUAUUUCGCUCCCUCUCUCUCCUUUAUCGUUCCCCUCAUCCCCUACUUCACUUUCUCCUUCAGCCCCAGAAUCCAUUCACAGCUCCGACUCUCACCCUCUUUCUCCUCUCCUACACCCCUUGUCUCCACUUCAGUGCCUUGAAGGACACAACUCUCACUGCCUCAAUUCAAUAACCACAUUUGAACAAGAUGACUUGACCUGCCUUAGCUGGCUGCAUCAAAGGGGCAACUUGCUUCCCCUGCAGCCCCUGCCCAAAAUAACACCACUGCCCCAGUUAGAAACCCAGACUCCCAUACCUGCCCAGCACAUUCCGUCUUCCCCUACCAAGCCCCCGUACUCCUUCAGCAGUCUGAUCUUCAUGGCAGUAGAGGAUGCACCAGACAAGAGGCUCCCGGUGAAGGCUAUCUACGAAUGGAUAGUGAACAACUUUCCCUACUACCGGACAGCACCCGGAGGUUGGAGGAACUCCAUUCGCCACAAUUUAUCUCUCAGCAAGAGCUUCCGUCGCAUGCACAGGGACAAGAAUCAGUCUGUGGGGAAAGGGUCGUUGUGGUGUGUGUGUCCAGAAUAUCGGCCUGCACUUCUGGAGGUGCUCAGGAAGACUCACUAUUAUCAUAGCACCAACAGCAAUUUACUGAAGAACCCUGCACUGCUGGAGGGAGCUGACUAUGAUACAUCAAUGGUGUGUGAUACUGUAGAGAUCUCAGAUUCCCUUUCUCAGACCCUCCUCUUGUCUUCCUCCUCGUCCCAACCCCUGGAAGACCAAUCAACCCUGUCUGCUGACCCACCCUGUCCUUUUACUCCUGACGUGGAGCUUGUCACCAUGGAGUCAGUUGAGUACCAGGAGGAGGCUGAAGAGGAAAUGGAGAAAGAUCCCCUGUCAGACAGCGGAUAUAUAGAGCUGCAUUACUACCAGUACCACCAGUACCAGUACCUGGUCCUUCCUGGUGACACCGGACUGGACCUGGAGACUGUUGAGAUCUUGCAGCUAGAUGCAGAGGCCCAAGAGGCUGCAGGGUCACUUCUGGACCUGGCAGGGGGUGGACAUUGAUUAUGAUGUCACAGACAGAGUAUAAUCAUAUAGUAAGGGGAAAGCAAAUGGACUAAAGACAAUGUGCAACUGAAAAUAAUUAUAUAAAUUAAGUGGUAGAGGUUGACCACAUGCUGCUUUUGUGCUGACACUGCCCUGAAAUUUGAAUCGCGCACUGUUAUUUAGAUACUGUGAUUGCCCCCUGCCUGAUGCACUGAAGAAAAACUUGCAAUCACAGCACACAAUGCAUUCAUAGAAUACAUAGAAAUGUUCUGCACAUUGAAAUUGGAGAAGAGUACCAAACCUGGUUUUAUAGAAAUCAGGGCCUCCAUGUUUUCAUGGAGAACAACAGAAGAAUUUGGAAAUCUACUGCCAGGUAAAUCACCUUCCAUUCAGGGGACAAUAAAACAUUGUUGCUGAAUUUGUUUAUGACUAAUCCAUCUAUUUUUCUUAACGUUUCAAAUUUUUAUAAUAAUCUGUUAACAGGUGCACCCUUUGUUAAAGACCUCUUAAUUUUCCAUUAAUAUCAAAUUAGUUUGAUGUUUAGAUAUUGACAAGUCUUUAUUUUCA